Neospora caninum is the source of this 2799-nucleotide messenger RNA. Its product is annotated as putative selective LIM-binding factor. The transcript has 18 exons. Gene Ontology annotation, biological process: intraciliary transport. Gene Ontology annotation, cellular component: axoneme; ciliary basal body; intraciliary transport particle B. NCBI's taxonomy places the organism in Eukaryota, Apicomplexa, Conoidasida, Eucoccidiorida, Sarcocystidae. Bases 1 to 2799 code for a protein of 932 amino acids. Gene Ontology annotation, molecular function: protein binding. The record is from RefSeq and is a predicted model, not a curated record.
AUGAAAUCUCAAUAUCACAACUGGCUGAUGCAAACUGGUCAGGAAGAGAAGGCAGGCGACGUGGCGUUGCGAAUUGCGAAAGACCCCGAAACGGCGGUGAAGUGCUUCAUGAACGGUGGCAUGCCGUUCAAGGCCGCUGGCGUGAUUGCGUUACACGAGAACGCGGCCUUCCGUCCUGGGUUGUUGGAGUCAGUGGCCGAGGCUCUGACUGCAUGCGGACUCCACGAGAAGGCUGGGGACAUCUACCAGAGACUCGGCGAGACAAAAAACGCUGUUUUGGCGUACCGCAAAGGCUCUGCCUUCAAGAAGGCUGUGGAACUUUCGAGAGAGGUUCGGCCCUCAGAUGUCGUGGAGAUCGAGGAAGAAUGGGGGGAUUGGCUGCUCGGGCGACAUGAGCCCGACGCAGCGCUGAACCACUUUCUGGAGGCGGCGUGCUCGAGGAAAGCCGUCGAAGCCGCGUUGAAGGCAAAGCAGUGGAAAAGAGCCCUCGAGUGUCUCCAAGAUUUGAUCGCCACAGAAGGCGAAGACACAGCCAGGCCGUACCUCCUCGACUUGGCCAAGACGUUCACUGCGAUGGGCAGUCUUUCAGAAGCCGAACGAUGCUUCUGCCAAGCUGGUUGCAGCAAAGAUGCCGUCGUGAUGUAUGUGGAAGCGGGAUUCUUGGACCGAGGCUUGAAGCUCGCCUCGGAACGUCUCUCUGCGGCCGAACGCAGGGUAGUCGUCAUGGAGAUCGCGCAAAAUCUUGAAGAGCGAAGAAAGCUCGAGGAAGCGGAGAAGGCGUACCUGUCGAUUGAGGAGUAUGACGACGUGAUAGCGAUGCACAGACGGAACGGUCAAGUCGAGGAAAUGCUCCAGCGCGUCUCGUUGUACAGGCCUGACCUCCUGGAAGCGACGCACAGAACUCUGGGCGAGGAGAUGGAGGCGGCGGGGAACCUCGACGAAGCGGAGCAAUUCUACACACGUGGCGGCUUGUGGAGGCUCGCCGUCGGCAUGUACAGACAGCUGGGCAAGUGGGAUGCCGCCGCUCGCGUUGCUCGAAAAGAAGGCGAGGCGGCGCACAACGAAGUCAUUCGGGCUCUCGCCCAAGAGACAGUUGCCGCGGAGGGCCUUUCGGCCGCUUGCCAGUUGCUCUUGCAGCACCAGUUUCCGGAGGAUGCAGUCAAGCUGGCCCUAGACGCCGAGGACUUUCCUUUGGCUCUUCAUAUCGCCGAAACUUCCGCGGAACACAUGCUAGAAGCUGUGAACCUUCAAAUGGCGACGGUGCACGAAGAAAAGGGCGACUGCUGCACGGCAGAGAAGCACUUUGUGAGAGCUGGGAGGGCCACCGAGGCAAUUGAGAUGUACAGACACCUGGGCGCCUGGGAAGAUGCAAUCCGCGUCGCCUCUGCCCACGCUCCCGACACCGUUUCAGACCUGCUCGUUUGCCAAGCAAAAAGCCUCGCCAGCGAAGAUGACACCAAGGGAGCGGAGCGUCUGUUUGUCGAGGCCGAGCGCCCAGAUUUGGCAGUGAACAUGUACCUCUCGAAGUGCAUGCAGACGGAAGCAAUGGCCGUCAGCAGAGAGCAUUGCCCACAGCUAUUGCCGGAACUCGUGAAAAGAACGGCGUGUGCCGAGGGUGGACCGAAAACUGCAGCGGAGCUCAUCGAACUGGCAAAUGCGUUUGAGGCUGCAGGGGAAGUUGAUGCCGCCAUCGACGUCUGUUGCAGCGCAACUUCCGCCAUGGUCCCUGACAAUUCGCUGUUGAACAAGAUUUGGUUGACCGCUGUAAAGUUGGCGGAAACGAAGGCGGCGCAUCGUGUCAAAGGCAUCUCCGCGGAAGUGGCAAGAAAAAUGAUUGACGCGUCUGGUCCCUCUCUAGACGUCGCCAGGCUCUUCCAAGCAGCCGGUCGGGCAGCCGAAGCCGUGAAAUGUCUCGUGGCGUGCGAAGAGUGGGAAAAGGCCCGUGAGCUGGCGGCUGCAGUUGCGCCCGAGUGUCUCCCUUUCGUCGACGAGGCUCGCAGACAGAAGCUGAUUUCUGCGAGAGAUAUCGCAACCCUUCUUGCGAUCGGCGAUGGCCCAGCAGCCAUCCAAGUCGCUGCAGAAGAGGGGACCUGGGAUGCCUCGCUCUCGCUCGCGAAGGAAUGCGCACCUGGAGUGGUUCCGCAAAUCGUCAACGCCUAUUGCCGGGCUCUGAUUCGAGAGAAGCGGGAAGACGAGGCUGCAAACAUCUUCCUUCAUUCUGCAACUACUCUGAGCAGUGAAGGCAGGCUGCUGAUUUGCGAGCUCGCUCAGAGUCUCUACAGCUCUCUGCAUGCAAGUGACGAAGACCGAGCGCGAUGCCUUCCCCUGGUCAAACGCCUUCUGAUGAAGCUGUUUUCUUCCACACGUGGAGAACGAGAAGGCGAACAAAACGAAGGUCUGGCGCUGAGCAUCGGCAGAGUGCAGAGAGAAGCUGAUCGGGCCGAGGAGAACGAGGAGAAACAUCGGAGAGUUCUGCUCCUUGUUUCUCACUAUUUAUCUGUUCUUGACAUAGCGGGAAAACACAUUCAAGAGGACGUGAAAGAAGCUGCGGCGAAAACCGCUGUCGCCAUUCUGAGGCACGCAAAAGAAUUUCGCUCCGACGAGGCCUUUUACAGGGCUGGGCAGCACUGCAGGAAAGCUGGGUGGACGGGCAUGGCUUUCUUCUUCUUGAAUCGAUAUCUUGACAUUGCCGACGCGAUCGAUGAGCCUGGCGGCACCUCGCUUGCCAGCUCCGAUUUUGAACUUACAGACAUUCCCGCUCCGGAAGAACUCCGCAUUCCCGAAACGCACUCCCUGUAG